AUGCUGUCAACCCGGUCUGGUCUGGUGCCGGUACCGUCCCGAAGCCAGGUAGCAUACGAAGAACGCAUCAGCCAGAAUAUCACGACCCUCACCACCACGAAUGCCAACACCCUCGACGGCAUCCUGCAGGGCCUCCUCUACGUCCCCGACAUCUCGUCGAACCCCUCCUGCGACAGCCUCCAGUACGACUAUAUACCCCACAACGUCACCCGCCGUGCGGACCUCCCCCCCACGAACUACAAGCUCGUCGCCCUGGCCCCCUGGUUCAGCAUAGACUGCACCGAGGCCUACCUCGCCUCCGCCCGCUUCGACCCCAUACAGGGCCUCAUCUUUUACAAGCCCAACAACUCGACCGACAAGCCCCAAGAUGUCGACUCGCCCGUCUGGAACCUCGACGACGAUGGCGCCUGGAAGAAGUCGAACCUGUACCCCGUCUUCGCCGUCCCGGGGCUCCAGGGCCAGAAGAUGAUGUCGGAGCUGAGCCUGUACUCGGGCAACGUCAGCAGCAUCCCCCACGGCGACGAGAUCGCCGAGCUCUACGGGCCCAACCCCAGCGACUAUGUCCGCAUCUGGACCGAGCUCGAGAUGGAGAGCCCCUCCAACGCCCUGGCCCUGUGGAUCUUCUUCAUCAUCGUCAUCGGCUCCCUCGUCUUCAUCAUCCUCGGCGUCUCCCUCACCAUGCACCUGAUCCAGCGCAACCGCCGACGCGCCCUCCGCCGACGCGUCGAGUCGGGCGAGGUCGACCUCGAGGCCAGCGGCAUCAAGCGGGUCACCGUCCCCGCCAGCCACGUCAAGGAGUUCCCCAUCUUCACCUACAACGCUGAGCCCGAGCUCUCGUCAGCUUCCGGUGCCGGCAGCACCGUCCCCUCCACACCGAGCUCCGUCGCGGGAUCCAGGUCGGUCCGGUCUUCGAGAUCCCGCAGCAGCCGGAGACGUCACAGCCAACAACACCAGCACCACCAGCACCACCAGCACCACCAUCACCACCACAACGACAGCCGCAGCGUGAUAUCCGAUAUCCGACCGCCGGGGAGCAUCAGGAGCAAGAGGUCCAGCCUGGUGGGUUCCGUCGACACGACGGCCACCAACGCCCAGCCGAGCUGCCACAUCUGCCUGGGGCCCUUCGAGCACCGCGUCUCCGUCAUCCGCGAGCUCAGCUGCGGCCACAUCUUCCACCCCGAGUGCAUAGACGAGUUCCUGACUAGCAACAGUUCCCUGUGCCCCAUGUGCAAGCACUGCAUGCUGCCGCGGGGGUACAGCCCUAAGAUCACGAACGGCAUGGUCCGGCGGGAGAGGGCCCUGCGCAAGCUCCGCGGUCGCGUCGACCUCGAGAACCUGACGUCUCCCAACGGCCACCACCCAUACUACCAGGCCGGCAGGGGCGCACCGCCGUGGUGGCGCCGACUGUUCCUCUUCCUAGGCUCCCCGUCGUCGUCGUCGUCGUCGUCGCAGAAUCAGCAUCAGCAUCAGCACCAGCAUCAGCGGCAGCAGCGGUCGUCGUCGUCGGAGAACAGGACCACGCCGGAGUCUCAGGUGCCCAUGACGCCCCUCAAGCCGCGCGACGACUCGAGAGGAUCAGAUGAGAGUGCCGCCGGCCUGGCGGAGGAAGGCGUCGAGCCCGCCAGCAUCACCACAGCACCCGAACCAGAUCACCAACACCGCAAUACCACCAAUGACACCAUUGCCGAGGAGGACUGCUCAGGAGGAGAGGGAGAAGCGGACGGCCACCGGCAGCAGCAGCAGCAGCAGCAGCAGCAGCGAGUACCCCAACCGCCGCAACCCGCACACCGACCCCGCAAGAAGAGGAAACCACGGGCUCUGCGUAUGCUGCCCACCCAACCCGAGGAUUCCGAACUGGACACAUCCGCAGCAGCAGAGCAGCAGCAGCAAUAUUCUCAGGAUCGCCCCCCUCGUCGCCCUCGCCCUCGUCCAGCCGCGGCGGCGGCGGCAGCAGCAGCCUCUGCCGUCCUGGGCGGCCGCAUCAGCCCCUCAUCCUUUGCGAGGGAGCGUAUGCGCGCCAUUGCCGCCAAGAAUGCGCCUUUUGACGAUCCGGACGAUCAGCGACCAAAGUCUUGGGGAGCUUGA
Geosmithia morbida is the source of this 2085-nucleotide messenger RNA. Its product is annotated as Zinc finger, C3HC4 type (RING finger). The coding region runs from base 1 to 2085 and encodes 694 amino acids. The transcript has 4 exons. The record is from RefSeq and is a predicted model, not a curated record. Gene Ontology annotation, molecular function: ubiquitin protein ligase activity. Gene Ontology annotation, cellular component: cytoplasm. NCBI's taxonomy places the organism in Eukaryota, Fungi, Ascomycota, Sordariomycetes, Hypocreales, Bionectriaceae. Gene Ontology annotation, biological process: ubiquitin-dependent protein catabolic process.